Molecule: messenger RNA, 2526 nt
Organism: Penicillium expansum
Lineage: Eukaryota; Fungi; Ascomycota; Eurotiomycetes; Eurotiales; Aspergillaceae
Exons: 3
Coding region: 1-2526 (841 amino acids)
Source: RefSeq, a predicted model, not a curated record
AUGGAACGCGACAAAGCUGUCAGGGACCUGUUCCCUGCACUUGUGGUGCAGUUGGAUCGAGAAACAAGCAACACACCAUCGAUUGAAUCGGAUGAUUCUGGCGCAAUUCGAUAUCAAAGCCCUACUCCGGGACCAGCCAACACGUUACAGGAUUCGGUUGCUCGCGCCGGGUUUGAUAUUAAUUCCACCACCACUCAAGACCAUAGCUCGAUUCAUUUUUCCCCUCAGCUAACCACUGACAGCAACGACUCUGACGGUGAUCCUGCCACACCUGUGCCUAAUCCACCUUCACUUCCGUCCGAUUCAGAGGGCAAGGCUUCAAAUUCUCCAUCUAAUUCUUCCCCGAAGCCCUCUCGGUGGAACACCCGUUCUCGUCGAAUAACUAGCGAAGUUCCGAGCACUCCUGUUAGAUCGACCCGAGUUCGAUUUGUUCCAGUUGGAGGGAAUUCUGAGGAUUACCUACCUACAUCGAGUCACACUGUUUCUUCUCGAGAUACCUCUCGUGCUUCUAUUUCAACUCUCGAUCGUCAGAACACUAAAACAGGCUCUACGGAUGCAGAUGAACGUGCUGCGGACGUAGCUCCCAUUGCCACUCCUAGGAUACGACUCGUUCUUAAAAAGAGGCCACGCGAGGACACCCCGGACUCGGACACCACUUCAAGCUCUACGAAUGCAGAUGAACGUACUGCAGAUGUGACUCCCAUUGCUACUCCUAAAAUACGACUUGUUUUCAACAAAAAGCCUCGUGAGGACUCCCCGGAUUCUAAUAUUCCUUCUCCUGCUCGUCAAAAGACUGCUACAGACUCUGUCAAUUCAAAGGAACGCUCCAAGGACGUGACUCCCACUGUCCCUCCUGUCAGGAUAAGACUGUUUUUUAAACAGAGACCUCGUCAGUCCACCCUGGACGCCAUUCCUUCAACUGAUCCAUCCGGACCCGUCAGCAGCGAGCAUCAUACGUCCUCUGCUAAACCCGGAAAUCAAUCAUCCAAAAUUGACUCUGAUCAGCUGAAAUUUGCUAAAAACACGCUUGUUGAGUCUUCUUUCAUCCCCGAGUCCAACAUGAAUCCUCCUAAACCUAGUGCUGGAAGCUCGUCCCACGAGUCUUCUUCUGACUACGAGGCAUCGACUAGUAUCAAUCCUACCUCGGAGCUCCCCGCUACCAGCGAAUCUCCCAAGCCUCGUUCAAGCUCUGACGAAGCUCCGUCUCACGACGCUGGUUACCCGUCUCCUACGCUGGAUUUCGUCCCUUCUACACCCCCGAACCCUGAAAUGGACCCUUCCAUGGAUCCUUCCAUGGAUCCUUCAAUGGACCCUUCAAUGGACCCUUAUAUGGAUCCUUACCAGCCAUAUUCUACUGCAGUUAUGCCAGGGUUCACCCCGUUCGAAGACCCAAAUGUCUUCCCAUCCACAUUCAUGUACCCCGAGGAGACUCCUGACUACAGCAACUUGACCAUUGACCCCCUGGGUAUCUACACCCCCGAGGAGUAUGCACGCAUCCUGGCGUCCGAGCAAGAGGUCCUGCGUGAGAUGGCUGACCCCCAUACCGAUACUCUGACGUACAUGUAUGCCCGGCAAGAAGAGCCACAUUACCGUACACUUGCUGAUAUAGGACGUGAUCUGGAUGAGAUUGAAGCUAUCAGUGCCACAAUGGACAUUCUACAGCCUGAGUAUUGGGCUGCUAUCGGCCGCGAUCAGCCUGGUCUACCUCAACCUGAUACAGUUGAGUCUGACCAACUCACUCAUGCUCAAGCCGCCUCUAGAACCUUGCAGUCAGUAGACCAAGCAGACACCGGCUCAUCCACAAAGCGUGCCCGACACAGUUCAUCCAAAACAGAGAGCUCAACUCCGGAGCCAUCAACCACGGUUUCGUCCAGAGCCUCAGCCUCGACCCAGCACCGCACUGCCUCAACCAAGAUCAAGACCGCGACUCCUCCAUCUACAUCAACACGCCACCGUUCCAAGAACCAGCCCGUGAAGCCCGCACCAGCCUCAGUAGCAUCUUACCGUCGUUCCAAGACCAAGGUGAAGACCGGGGUAGCUACUCCAGAGGCCCAGGCCGAUGUUUCCCCACGCCGUCUGCGCAGCUCCGAUGCCAUGCCAAUCUCCAGCACGAAGAAGAACCCCAAGGGCAACGUAACCCCAGAGUCAUGGGAGACAGCAUCUACCGCAGACAAGAUGAUGUCACAGAUGAGAGAGACGAAGUCGAUGUCGUGGACGGACAUCACCACUGCAUGGAACGACAAUCGAACUGACGCAGACGACGAGAUGACAUGGCGAGCGCUGAGCAAGCGAUGGGGACGAAUCAAGGAUAAAAUUGGUCUCUGGCCCGGUUUCAAUGAGGCUCUUCUGGAUACCUUGCAAGCGUUCGAUCCGGAUCUUGAUGACCAGGACUUUGCGCAGAUUGCCGAGGAGGUUUCGGCUGAGCUUGGCUGGGAGAUUUCCGGCGCGGCUUGCAAGGCUGGAUACAAGAUCCUAAAGGAGUCUGGUAAGGUCGAUUUGAAGGGCAAGGGGAAGGCUCGAAAGUAA